GUGUUUCAACUCAUCAAGCUGUCACGUGACAGUCAUGUGACAAGAUCAGGAAAUGACCUCCCCAAAAUGGCGGCGUGUCAGAGGUCGCCAUGUUUCAACAAUGCCCACCACGCCCACAUCUUACCACACCCAGCAUGGAUGCUCUCGCUAUGAGGACUUUGUGAUCCCUGUCGUCCAGACCGAGGCGUACUUCCGGCGGGGGAAGAGAAGAGACACACCUUGGGAGACCCCCCCACACCUCACACCCGCUCCCUCCUACCACCACAGACACACACACACACACACACACACACACCAUCUUUGUCGGCGUCUGCUCACAAGAAGACUUCGUCCGACCGCCAUGUCUCUGAGGGCUCUCAGGGAGAUCCUGCAGAGACCAGGAAAUGACACCUGUGCAGACUGCGGGGCGCCAGACCCGGACUGGAGUUCCACCUCGCUGGGCGUCUUCAUCUGUCUGGCGUGCUCGGGGAUCCACCGCAACAUCCCCGAAGUCAGCAAGGUGAAGUCGCUGAGUCUGUCCCGCUGGGAGGACCACGAGGUGCAGUUCAUGGCAGAUCACGGUAACGAGCUGAUGAAGAAAAAAUACGAGGCGGCUGUCCCCGUUUAUUACUACAAACCUUCUCAUAGAGACUGCCAGGUGCUCAAAGAGCAGUGGAUACGAGCCAAGUACGAGCGCAAGGAAUUCACCGAUCCUGAAUGGAAGUUUACAUAUGAGCAAGAUACUCGAGACGGUGCCUUGAUGAAAAGGGGGCGGGACAACGGGCAGUUUCUCAGCAGGCGGUUCGUCCUCUCAGCGGUGGAGGGAACGCUCAAAUACUUCACCAAAUAUGACGCCAAGGAACCCAAAGCGGUGAUCAAGGUGGACUCCAUCAACGCCACCUUCCAGCCCGAGAAGAUCGGACACCACAACGGCAUGCAGAUCACGUACCUCAAAGACUACAGCACCCGCAACAUCUUCCUCUACCACGACAACGGCAAGGACAUCGUGGACUGGUUCAACUCCAUACGGGCGGUUCAGCUCCACUACUUGAAGGUGGCCUUCCCUGGAGCCAGCGACGCUGAGCUGGUGCCCAAACUCACACGCAACUUCCUGAAGGAGGGAUACAUGGAGAAGACCGGCCCUAGGCAAACAGAAGGCUUCAAGAAGCGAUGGUUCACUUUGGACCAGAGAAAACUCAUGUACUACAAAGACCCUCUGGACGCCUUCGCCAAAGGCGAGGUGUUCCUGGGCAGCAAGGACAACUACAGCGCGGCGGCCGGCCUUCCCGCCGGCACUUACUGCAACGGCGCCUGGCAGCACGGCAUCACCAUGGAGACGCCCGAGCGCUGCUUCCUGUUCACGUGCGAGACGGAGGCGGAGCAGCAGGACUGGCUCAAGCACUUCAACGACGUCAUCAGCGCCCAGAUGUCCCCCCAGGAGUACACCAUGGAGGCCAUGUUCAAACACAGACAUUGAGACCACCAGGAGCCCCUCUGCCUCUUCUGUCCCUAAACUGACAUCAGCGUCCACAAAGGAGGACUUUAAGGUACGAGUCCAGACUCCAGAUACCUUUUUAAGUCACAUGAUUCACCCAAGACCUCUCCGGUUAUUUUAUUUCAAAAUGUAACACAAACAUCAACAUUUUUUUAUUCCACCGUGUCCUUUAACGUGGACCUUUUUUAUGAGGUCAGAGGUCGUGUUUGUCAUGACUGAAGAGUAGGACUUUCAACUGUCCAACAGCGCUCCCGUGUGGCUACUUUUAGUGCACUCUAUAACUUUUUUUUUACUCUACAUUUCACCUUUCUGUAUUUGUAUGGUGCCAUUUUCACACUUUUUGACGUGUUCCUCCUACCUUUUCUUUGUCUCACCCCCACAAUCAUAAUAAACUAGUUUGAUGUCUUUCUGACUCUUCCAAAUAUGUCCAGAUGAAGUGGAGCUUUGACAGAACAAAACAAAACAUAUAUUUCUUCAUUUGAUUCAUUUUACAUGCUUUAUAUAUUUACAUUUAUUUUAUAAAUACUCAUACAAUUAUACGUGGAAUACUAGUUUAAUCUCUAAAUCUUGUGAUGUUUUUAUCCAAUGUUUCUCUCUUUUAUU
Messenger RNA from Nerophis lumbriciformis (worm pipefish), 2077 nucleotides. RefSeq names its product arf-GAP with dual PH domain-containing protein 1. Gene Ontology annotation, molecular function: phosphatidylinositol-3,4,5-trisphosphate binding; phosphatidylinositol bisphosphate binding; GTPase activator activity. The record is from RefSeq and is a predicted model, not a curated record. Gene Ontology annotation, cellular component: plasma membrane; intracellular membrane-bounded organelle; cytoplasm. Gene Ontology annotation, biological process: positive regulation of GTPase activity. Lineage: Eukaryota; Metazoa; Chordata; Actinopteri; Syngnathiformes; Syngnathidae.